UACUCCGGCGUCAGAGACUGAACGGCAUUGUGGGACGGAGGCGGAUUUGCAGCGGUUUCCGGUCCCCUGGACAGUACUGGGAAAAAGUGAGAAUAUAAGGGAGGAGAAGAAAAGUCUGCUUUUAAAUAUUUUCUGUCAGACAUUUACACCGAGGGUUUUUUUUUACCUGCAGGCAUGUCACAGUCUGGAGAAAAAGGCAAGUUCCCUGAGGCUGCAGGGUAUGUGGGCUUUGCUAACCUCCCUAACCAGGUACAUAGGAAAUCUGUAAAGAAAGGCUUCGAGUUUACACUGAUGGUAGUAGGAGAGUCUGGACUGGGUAAAUCCACCCUCAUCAACAGCCUGUUUCUCACUGACCUCUAUCCAGAACGCUACAUCCCUGGAGCAGCAGAGAAGAUUGAGCGGACAGUGCAGAUCGAGGCCUCAACAGUGGAAAUCGAAGAGAGGGGGGUGAAACUCCGCCUUACUGUGGUCGACACUCCUGGAUACGGAGAUGCCAUCAACAGUCAAGACUGUUUUAAGACCAUCAUUCAGUACAUUGACAAUCAGUUUGAGCGCUACCUGCAUGAUGAAAGCGGCCUGAAUCGCAGACACAUUGUGGACAACAGAGUUCACUGCUGCUUCUAUUUCAUAUCUCCAUUUGGACACGGACUUAAGCCACUGGAUGUGGAGUUCAUGAAAGCCAUCCACAGCAAAGUGAACAUCGUGCCCGUUAUCGCAAAAGCCGACACUCUGACGCUCCGAGAGAGGGACCGCUUGAAACGAAGGAUCCUGGAUGAGAUCAGUGAGCAUGGCAUCCGCAUCUACCAGCUCCCUGAUGCAGACUCUGAUGAGGAUGAGGAGUUCAAAGAGCAGACCCGUGUCCUAAAGGCCAGCAUUCCUUUUGCUGUGAUUGGCUCAAACCAGCUGAUUGAGGUGAAGGGGAAGAAGAUUCGAGGGCGUUUGUACCCUUGGGGUGUAGUGGAGGUAGAGAAUCCCGAACACAAUGAUUUCCUCAAACUGCGCACCAUGCUCGUGACUCAUAUGCAGGACCUACAGGAAGUGACUCAGGACCUACACUAUGAGAACUUCCGCUCAGAGAGACUGAAGAGAGCUGGCAGGUCAGUGGAGGAAGAAGUGUUAGACAAAGAUCAGAUCUUAAUGGAGAAGGAGGCUGAGCUGAGACGCAUGCAGCAGAUGAUUGCUCAAAUGCAGGCCCAAAUGAAGAUGAAGCCUGGGGACGAAUAAAAACAGAUGUAUUGUGUGUUUGCUGCAAUAGAAUGCCAGGGAUCCACUACAGUACUGGCUUCAUUUCAUCUCCUGUUUCUGCAAUCGUUCAUUCGGCACAUCACUACUACUACUACGGUUCAAUUGUCUUUUACUGAUGAUUAACAAAUAGGAUUGUUUUGGUGCGUCACUGCACCCACAUAAAUCCAUCUUAAUUAAAUGGCAUUAAAUCUUAAGUAUCUGAUUAAUAUACCAGCAUGUUCAUUAUUUAAAAUGUGCAUAGAUCUGUGCUCUGUCACAAAUAAUUUAUCUUCGCCGAAGCAUUGUUUUGUUUUUGUUUUUUUGUAUAGCAGUGGCAUGUCAAACUGUAAAAUGCUUCGGUUUUAGUAGUUUGUCUGUUUUUUUGUUUUUCCCCCACACACACUGUCUCUCUCCAUUAUCAGUCAUGUCCGCUGCUGCCAGGAAGCUACUCACUGUACCAGUCACCUCCUGUGCUUCAUCAAGACCCGCUGCUGCCUGCUCUACACAGAAAGGCCUUCCGGGGAAACUGAGAAAAUGGUAUUUAGUAUGUGACCCUACUUUAUCCUUCGAGGGAAUUGACUAGUUAUUCAAACUUGCAAGUGUUAAGUUCACAAGAGCCAUAUGAUCUCAGCAGUUUUUCUUAAAAGUGAAUGUCAAAGUGUAUGAAUUAAAGUGCCUUAGUUUCUGUGCCUUGGCGAAAUA
Silurus meridionalis is the source of this 1926-nucleotide messenger RNA. RefSeq lists its product as uncharacterized. The transcript has 12 exons. The coding region runs from base 175 to 1224 and encodes 349 amino acids. Lineage: Eukaryota; Metazoa; Chordata; Actinopteri; Siluriformes; Siluridae. The record is from RefSeq and is a predicted model, not a curated record. Gene Ontology annotation, molecular function: GTP binding; molecular adaptor activity; GTPase activity. Gene Ontology annotation, cellular component: microtubule cytoskeleton; synaptic vesicle; cell division site. Gene Ontology annotation, biological process: cell division; cytoskeleton-dependent cytokinesis; regulation of exocytosis.